CGCUCAGAGUGAAACGGAAGCUCCCAUACGAAUUUCGUACGAAUCAUUUGCAAAAACAAUCUUAUCAAUCGUUUUUUUACAAAACAGUUGCAGAGGUUAUUUCAGUUCGUUCAGAAUGUCUAUUGCUAUCAAAAAUGUAUUGAUUUGUGAUGCGGUUGACAAAGCUUGCGUCGAACUAUUACAAAGCAAUGGCAUUAAUGUGGAUACAAAAUUAAAACUGCCCGUCAACGAAUUAUGUCGUGUGGUUAAAGAUUACAAUGCUGUUAUCGUACGCUCAGACACAAAGAUAACUGCGGAGGUUAUCAAAGCGGGCGCAGAGGGCGGCCAACUAAAGGUUGUGGGACGAGCUGGCGCUGGCGUCGACAAUAUUGAUGUGACUGCCGCUACACAACAUGGUGUUGUUGUAUUGAAUACACCAGGCGGAAAUUCAAUUUCAGCAUGUGAAUUGACUUGUCUCUUAAUUGGAACUUUGGCACGACCAAUUGUGCCAGCAGCGCAAAGUUUGAAGGAGGGACGUUGGGAUCGUAAGUUGUACAGUGGAUUUGAAUUGUAUGGCAAGACGCUUGCAAUUAUCGGUUUGGGACGUAUUGGACGAGAAGUGGCCAUACGUAUGAAGACAUGGGGUAUGCGUACGAUCGGUUACGAUCCUAUCACAACAGAAGAGGAAGCACGUGCGGCCGGCAUUGAAAAAAUGGAUUUGGAUAGUAUUUGGCCACUAGCCGAUUAUAUUACCGUUCAUACACCGCUCAUACCACAAACUAGGAAUUUAAUUUCAACUCAAACUUUGGCGAAGUGUAAGCGCGGUGUUAAGGUGGUGAAUGUGGCUCGUGGUGGCAUUAUUGACGAACAAGCUGUUAUCGAUGCGUUGGAAAGUGGCAUUUGUGCUGGCGCCGCCUUUGACGUGUACCCCGAAGAGCCGCCAAAGUCGGAGGUGACCAAAGCGUUGAUAGCACAUCCGAAAGUAGUGGCCACGCCACAUUUGGGUGCCAGCACUGCCGAAGCACAGGUGCGUGUAGCUGUUGAAGUGGCUGAGCAAUUCAUUGCCUUGACUGGAAAGUCACAAAAGUAUACAACCUAUCCGGGGGUAAUUAAUAAAGAUGUACUAAAAGCUUAAUAAUAAACAUUUGUUUUGAAUAAAUUUA
Molecule: messenger RNA, 1142 nt
Organism: Anastrepha obliqua
Lineage: Eukaryota; Metazoa; Arthropoda; Insecta; Diptera; Tephritidae
Product: D-3-phosphoglycerate dehydrogenase
Exons: 1
Coding region: 116-1114 (332 amino acids)
Molecular function (GO): NAD binding; phosphoglycerate dehydrogenase activity
Source: RefSeq, a predicted model, not a curated record